Amaranthus tricolor (Joseph's coat) is the source of this 2304-nucleotide messenger RNA. Its product is annotated as lupeol synthase-like. The record is from RefSeq and is a predicted model, not a curated record. Gene Ontology annotation, molecular function: intramolecular transferase activity. The transcript has 18 exons. Lineage: Eukaryota; Viridiplantae; Streptophyta; Magnoliopsida; Caryophyllales; Amaranthaceae. Gene Ontology annotation, cellular component: lipid droplet. Bases 1 to 2262 code for a protein of 753 amino acids. Gene Ontology annotation, biological process: triterpenoid biosynthetic process.
AUGUGGAAGCUUAAAAUAAUGGAAGGGAAGGAUCCAUUGUUAGUAAGCAUAAACGAUCAUGUUGGUCGACAACAUUGGGAGUUUGAUGAAGAAGCCGGAACAUUGGAGGAACGAGUUGAGGUUGAGAGGGUAAGGAACGAAUUUAGUAGUAAUCGUUUCAAUAUGAGGCAAAGUGCCGAUCUCCUUAUGAGAAUGCAGUUGAGAAAAGAAAAGCCAAGGCUGCCAAUACUCAAAGGCAUAAAAUUGAAGGAAACUGAGGAAAUAAGAGAGGAAGCAAUCAACAUAACAUUAAAGAGAGGCAUUGACUUUUUUUCAAGUAUUCAGGCCCAUGAUGGUCACUGGCCCGCUGAAUCUGCCGGCCCGCUUUUCUUCCUCCCUCCCCUUGUGAUAGCCUUACAUAUUACUGGGGCAAAAAAUACAAUUCUAUCUCAAGAACACCAAAAAGAGAUAAAGCGUUACAUUUACAAUCAUCAGAAUCGGGAUGGAGGAUGGGGACUUCACAUAGAAGGACAUAGCACCAUGUUUGGUUCAGUAAUCAGCUACAUCGCCCUACGUCUGCUUGGAGAAGGGCUUGAUCGUAACGAGCUUGCGAGGGCUCGUCAAUGGAUCCUUGCUCAUGGUGGUGCCAUUGCCAUCCCUUCUUGGGGCAAAUUUUGGCUCACGGUACUUGGAGUGUACGAAUGGGACGGGUGCAACCCCAUGCCCCCCGAGUUUUGGUUACUCCCAAAAUUUUCACCUAUACAUCCAGGGAAAAUGUUGUGCUAUUGUAGGUUGGUGUAUAUGCCAAUGUCCUAUCUGUAUGGCAAGAGAUUUGUAGGUCCUAUUACGCCACUCAUUCAAUCACUUAGAACCGAGCUUUAUACUCAAUCUUAUCAUCACAUCGAUUGGAACAAAGCUAGAAAUACAUGCGCUAAGGAGGACCUUUACUAUCCACAUCCAUUAAUGCAAGACAUGGUAUGGGGAUUCCUACACCACUUUGCGGAGCCAGUUCUAAACCGUUGGCCAUUCUCAAAGUUGAGAGAGAAAGCUAUGAAACUGGCUAUGGAGCACGUACAUUAUGAAGAUAUUAAUAGUAGAUAUCUCUGCAUUGGUUGUGUUGAAAAGGUUCUUUGUUUGAUUGCUUGUUGGGUGGAAGAUCCAAAUUCAGAAGCAUACAAGAAACAUUUAGCUAGAAUCCCAGAUUACUUGUGGCUUGCUGAGGAUGGAAUGAAAAUGCAGAGUUUUGGAUGCCAAAUGUGGGAUGCAGCCUUUGCGGCUCAAGCAAUUUCUUCGAGUGGUCUCAUACACGAGUAUGCAACCACACUUAAAAACGCACACGAUUUUAUAAAAGCGUCACAGGUUGUGGAGAAUCCAAUUGGGAAUUUUGAGGAGAUGUAUAGACAUACAUCAAAAGGUUCAUGGACCUUCUCAAUGCAAGAUCAUGGUUGGCAAGUCUCUGACUGCACUGCUGAAGGCCUUAAGACUGCACUAAUAUUUUCAAGAAUGUCCCCGGAACUAGUGGGAGAGAAAAUAGAAGCACAUCGGCUAUUUGAUGCAGUAAAUGUCAUUCUAUCUCUACAGAGUAAAAAUGGUGGAUUUCCAGCCUGGGAGCCCCAGAGAGCUUACAGUUGGCUUGAGAAAUUCAACCCUACUGAAUUUUUUGAAGAUGUUUUGAUCGAGAGAGAGUAUGUGGAAUGCACAUCUUCAGCAAUCCAAGGUUUAACACUCUUCAAAACGUCAUACCCUGGACAUCGAAAGAGAGAAAUCGAAUGUUGUAUUGCCAAAGGACUACAUUACAUCGAGCAAACUCAAAACCCUGAUGGUUCUUGGUAUGGUUGUUGGGGAAUUUGUUAUACAUAUGGAACAUGGUUUGGCGUGGAGGCAUUGGUAGCUUGUAGGAAGAACUGCUAUAAUAGUGUUGCAUUGCGCAAGGCUUGCAAUUUCUUGAUUUCUAAGCAAUUGCCUGAUGGUGGUUGGGGGGAGAGUUACCUCUCUAGCUCUCACAAGGUUUACACAAAUAUUAAAGGGAACAAGUCAAACUUGGUGCAAACUUCAUGGGCAUUGUUAUCUCUCAUCAAAGCAGGAUAUGUAAAUGUAGAUCCAACCCCUAUAGAACGAGGGAUAAGAGUAUUAAUCAAUUCACAAAUGGAAGAUGGAGACUUUCCUCAACAGGAAAUCACAGGAGUAUUCAUGAAGAAUUGUACACUAAAUUAUUCAUCAUAUCGAAAUAUCUUUCCAAUAUGGGCUCUUGGAGAAUAUCGUCGAAUACAAGUUGAAAAAUGAAUUACAUUUAAUCAUUAUGUUAUGUUAUAUACAAAAAUUGUA